Molecule: messenger RNA, 761 nt
Organism: Corylus avellana
Lineage: Eukaryota; Viridiplantae; Streptophyta; Magnoliopsida; Fagales; Betulaceae
Product: adenylate kinase isoenzyme 6 homolog
Cellular component (GO): nucleus; cytoplasm
Molecular function (GO): ATP binding; ATP hydrolysis activity; AMP kinase activity
Source: RefSeq, a predicted model, not a curated record
UUGUAUCAGACAUUGGAGCAGAAGAAGAAGAAGGGUUCCAUGGCGCAGAACGGUAGCAUAAGAGGUAGAAGACAGCCGAACAUACUAGUGACAGGGACACCCGGGACAGGCAAGACAACGACGUCGUCUUCUCUGGCAGAGGCUACCCAGUUCCGCCACAUAUGCGUCGGAGAUUUGGUGAAGGAGAAGAACCUGCACGACGGCUGGGACAUCGAAUUCGAGUGCUACCUCAUCAACGAAGACCUCGUUUGUGAUGAGCUUGAGGAUUUGAUGGAAGGAGGAGGGAACAUAGUGGACUACCAUGGUUGUGAUUUCUUUCCGGAGCGAUGGUUUGAUCGAGUUGUUGUGCUUCAGACUGACAACUCAGUGUUGUAUGAUCGCUUGAGUCGGAGAGGUUACACAGGGUCGAAGCUUACAAACAAUAUUGAGUGUGAAAUCUUUCAAGUUCUGCUUCAAGAGGCAAAAGAAAGUUAUCCAGAGGACAUUGUGGUGGCAUUGAAGAGCGAUACCAUUGAAGACAUUACCAAAAAUGUUGAGAGUUUAACAGAUUGGGUGAGGAGUUGGCACCCUGCUUCCUAAUCAUAGCAACACCAAUACAUCAUCAACUCCUCUCUGUCUUGUGUUCCUAUACCAUGUAAUUGUCGUAUUUAAGGGCACUAGUCCUUGCUUGAGUAGGUUUCUGUAUAAGGAUUUUUCUUUCCUAUGGUAAAUGUUUUGGAGUUUUUAUUUCGUUGCAGUGAAUAGUGAGUUGGUUUCUCCUC